UCGGGAUCGUGGACCCAAAGGCUAAACCUUUCGGAUUCAUCGAACAUUCAUAGAAACGGUCAACCUAACGGGUAAAAGGUUGCCGAAAAGUCCGGGGAAAAAGUGCUCGAUUCCAGCAUCAAAAUUAAGCGUGUUUAGACUUUCGCUAAAGCAAUAACAAACAAAAUGACUUCGGAGGAUACAGAGCUCCGAAGUAUAGACCUACAGUUUCCACUCAUGAGAGGCAUGUCCAGAAGUGAUCCCAGUUGUACAGCGGAAGAACGAAUAAUGACAGACACAGGUACAAUGGUUGUAGCCGUCCAUGGUGAUAAGAACAAACCAGCUAUAUUCACAUACCACGACAUUGGCCUGAAUCAUGUAACUAACUUCCUCGCAUUUUUUAAUCACCUGGACACAAAAGUUCUGAUGCAGAGCUUCUGUGUCUAUCACAUUAAUGCUCCAGGACAGGAAGAAGAUUCAGCAACGCUGCCACAAGGAUUCACAUAUCCAACAUUGGACACAUUAGCUGAAAUGAUACUCGCAGUUCUGGAACAUUACGGCUUAAAACAUUUUAUUGGUUUUGGUGUUGGAGCUGGUGCAAACAUUUUAAGUCGCUUUGCACUGAUGUAUCCACAAUUUGUGGAUGGUCUUUUCCUUGUAAACUGCGCAUCAACCGCAGCAGGGUGGACAGAGUGGGGAUAUCAGAAACUCAAUACCAUGUACCUUAGGAAUUCAGGGAUGACCGCUUCAACAGAAGAAUAUUUAAUGUGGCAUCACUUUGGAAAGACAGUGCCAACUCGCAGCUAUGACUUAAUUCAGUUAUUUAGGCAUUAUUUCAAGAAAUCUGUAAAUCCAUAUAACCUGUCUCUUUUUAUAGAUUCUUUUAUUCGACGAACUGAUUUACAAAUAGUUCGGGAAACAGAUCCUGCGAAAAAAAGAUGUGUAAGGAAUUUCAGAUGCCACGUCCUAUUGAUGUCCGGUGCCUUCUCUCCCCAUGUUGAAGAUACAGUUACCAUGAAUGGUCGAUUGGAUCCAUCUAAUUCAACAUGGAUGAAAUUAUCAGACUGUGGUAUGCCACUAGAAGAGCGGCCAAAUAAAGUCCGUGAAGCUUUAUAUCUGUUCUUACAAGGAUUAGGAUAUGCUGUAAAUCAAUAUCGAAGACGAUCAUCUGCUGCAUCUACGAGCAAUGAUGCAUUCAAAGUACUUCAAGCUUACAGAAAUUCGAUUGCUUACGACAACCAAGCAAAUCUACUGCCAUCAACCCCAGCAAGCAUUACAACGACAACUUACAAGCAAGAGGUACACAUUGUUGAAAAUCCCAUCGAUCAACACACGGGACCUUAGACAAAAGUCUCACAAAGAGUCUUGGCUUUGAUUUCUGUUUUAUAUUUCUCGCGCCCUAGUAUUUAGAAGUCGAAAUUGCUAGAUGGUUGGAAUAAAUAUUUACAGCAAACACAUACACACGACGAAUGUACACAUUAAUCCAAGAAGGAACUUUAAAACCUUAACAAACGAAUAACGAGUGCCUAGAGAAUGAGUUAUCUAUCCAACCGAUUAUAGUUGCAUCGAUGAUCCAUAGGUUUAGACACAAUGUCUAAGUUUUAUGCAAUACCAGAACUUAAGCAAUGAAUCUAUAUUUUGCUACACAAACAAUACAUAUGUAUUAAAGCUCAUGUUUUGAAUGAAAUCCUUUAUUUGUUUUGCACGUCAGAACUUAUUGUUGAAGUUUUUUGUUUCACUGUGUAAAGAAAGUGUAAAGUUAAAUAGUUUUAAAUGUCUGAUAGGUCUUUAACAAAUUGGGCUCAUAAGUUUUCGAUUUAAUAUCCGGCUUCUGUCUUCCUUUAGAAAUAAACAAACUUUGUUUCGUAACUCCUAACUUCCAUGUACAUUACUAAUUAAUAAGUAAUAAAAUUUUUAACAAAAAAUUUGUCGAAUAAUCUGAAUGGUUUCCUGAAAGAAAGGUUUCUGUUACAAAUUAUUCAAAAUAUUGCCGCGGUAACAAGUCUAUGUAGAAUUAUUGGUGUUAUUUUAAAUGUCUUUUCUUUCUCUUACUGCCUUUUGAAAUCCAUUAGUUCUCAUACAGCAAAAUAAAGUAUUGUUAUUUUCAAAUUCCCCAAAACAUGGUUUUUAUGUUUUUGCAAAGAUGUUUUUGAAAUGGAAAGAUAAAGUUAUAGUAACAACAGAAGUUAUUAUUUUCUGUAUGUUCUUAAAAACAUAGUAAUGUUGGAAAAUUUGAAAUGUUGUCAUUAAAAUAUUUCAUUUUGAUUGUAAAUAUUAUUUUUAUGAAAUCUGUUAACAACGUAAAAAUAAUUUUUAAAAAAAAAAACGAAUCUAUUAUAAAUAAUGGGAAUAUGAAAAUUAAGACAUUGAUAAUUUCGUUUUCGUGUCUCUUAUGGUGUUGAGAAUAACGCCAUCAAAUGCAGGUAAAUGAGUGAAAGUAGCACAAGGAGUCAUCCUACGUUUGAUAUAUUUUCAAUAAUUGGAAAAUCAAGAGUGUAAAUGUGAUGUUGCAAUGUACUUUUUUUUAAUCGUAGUCCUUUGAUUAAUUUAAUCUCUAAUAAAUAGAUGGCAGCACAAUAUUUACUACAUAAUACCACUCAAAAGAAAUUUUUGAGCGACUUUUCGGAAAUGUAAGUGAAACAUUUUAAUGGAGGUAGUAAAUAAACUGAUAAUUUUUGGGAGUAAAUAAAAAUAUGUUUGCCAGAUUUUGAAUCGUUAUUCUUCAUUGCAAAUAUAUUAAAUUUAAUAUGUUCGUUUAGGUUCUAUUAUAAUUUCUGCAGUAUAGUUUAUUAAUUUUUUUAAAUGGACGAGGUGCGUAUAUAUUUUCUGCUUUAAGGGUUAGGUUUAACAAAAUUAUCAUUCGUUUAUCUUUCAUUAAAUAUUAUGGUGGAAGAAGAGCCUGCAGUUAUACACCAAAUGCUCAGAAAAUUUCUAAUCUAUAUAUGUUCUUCGUUCCAGGAAAAAUUUAGAUUUGUAACAUCCAUCUUUCAGGAAACCAUUGAUGCAAUGAUGUUCAUUUUUAAAAAUAAAUGAGAAAAUAAUAUUUAUUUACAAUAUUUACUAAGCGGUGCUAUAUAGAGUAUAUUCGUCUAAAAAAAACAACAAAUGCAAUUGAUAACCAUGCAAAGUUUCAGAUUACAUAUUAUAUUUUGUUAUAAUUAUAAGUUACGUUGGGUGCAAUUAUUUUGUUGCACAUUUAAAGAUAUAUUUUUAAAUAUUCAUGUGUAUAAAGCUGAAUAUAUUCCAUAAUAUUUGCUCUGCUACUAUUAAAAAUGUGUUUAUUUGAAACAUCAUGUUGUUUCCUAAUUUUUGUUCUGUAAGCUUUCAAAGUCUUUCAAUUUUACCUUUAAAGCGUAACGUACGAUGUGCCUUUUAAUGAUAUUUUUGAGUAUUUACUGUGACUGUCAUACUGAAUAUUGCUCAUUCUUUGCACAUUGUUUACCUUCUAAGUUAUGAAUAUCGAUUAUUUGCACUUUCACUAGUUAAUCCAUAUGCAAUACACAAAUUAAAAACUCGUUACAAACUAAUGCUAAACGAACUUUUUAAAAGUCGAUUUAAUUACAAUAUAAUUCAAGAUAUUGUUUUAUUCCUUUGAUUUGAAUUACAAGCCUGAAAAAUUCGUUAUAAAAUAUUGAUAAAAGAACUUCUUAAACGUAGAGUUAAAAAGCGAAGCAUUGCUAAAUAAUUUAAAAUUUUUAUUUCUAACUUGAGUUACAAGACUUGCCUUAAAUAUAGCAAAAUGAUCUUAUUAAAUGUAAAGUGUGAAUGAGAAGCAUUACAUCACAAUCUAAAAAAAAUAUUUUGUUAUUUUUAUUUGAGUUAUAAAAUUGAAUUAAUGAUAACUUAAGGAGUGUAAUCUUUAGGAUAAGAGUAUAAAAUCCUUAAAAUACAAAAUAUUAAUAAACGUCCAAGUAAAUUUGGGUGUUCAGUUUGUUAGAUAUUUUAUCGAUAAUUGACAUAAUUCUUUAAUUCUUUGAAUCUCUAGUUUUUUCUUGAACUUUAUUAGAGUCAUAAUUUUAGUUCUAUUAUUUUGUUUUAACAUGUUUUAAAAGUGUGACUCAUUUGUGAAGAUUGAAAGAGUAUUUCUGUUAACAAGUUAAUUCUCUUUUAAAUAAAUAUGAAAAGAAUUUAAAAAUAUAAUGAAGCAAGAAUGUUUAAUCCGUAAAAUGUAUAAAACAGUUUUUUAAUCAUAUUAGAAAGCUGCAUAUUAAAAAUCUCACAGCAGAUACUUUAAAUUUUCUUGCAUCGUAACAUUUGAAAUAGAUUUAAAAUUUCACAUUAAGUAAAAUAUUCUAACAUUGCAGUUUGAGAAAAUAAACAGCGAAACAACUACAAUUUAAAAUUUUGAAGUUCUAAAUAUAAUAAUUGCUUUAUAAGUUUUCUUGAUUCAAUUAUAAAAUUAAAAGAAAAAUUCUUUUGUCGAAAGUUUCCAAAAAAGUCCAUUCUUGGUACAAUUUAAAUUAUACCAUAAGCAAAAAGAAUAGCUUUUCUUUCAUUAAAAAUUUUUUCAUUACGUAAAAAAGAUUUGUUUUUGUCAAAAAUUAUUUAAGUUACUAAUACACGUAAACAAUGAAUGCUCAAGUAAAGGAACUAUUUUAAAGUAAGUCUUUAAAAGUAUGCGGUCGUCAUAUAAUGUAUCAAAUAAUAAUAGUGCUCAGUACUUUUAAGUAACCGGGAUAAAAAGAAAAUUUAAAAUAUCAUUAACGCUAUUUCAAGAAACAAUAUUCUUUAAAAAUUGAAAAAAUACAAGUUAUUAUGCAAAUAUAAUAUCGAUAAGCUCAAUUCAAAUAAAUCUCACUAAUUUUUUUUAAAAUUAGUACAGAGAAGAGAGAGUUUUGUGCUAAGUUCUGGUAAUUGCUAUAAAGUAUACCUGUGCUUUCAAAAGUUUUAUAAGAUUAACAUUGAAGUGAUGCAAUAUUAGUAUGUAUAUAUAUACAAUACAUAGAAGAUUUGUAGUUGCGUAAGCUAUGUAGAAAAUUAGUAUUAAUUAAAAAGCUCCAGCAAUAUGAGCUUAGCCUUUUAUGUUUUAUAACUGCGAAUGAAUUCAAUAAUCCUGUUCACAAGGCUAAUAAGUUACAAUUAGCAUGCUUAAAAACAUUAUAUUCAAAUGACAGUUUGGCAUAAUUUAGAAUUUAUUAAAUAAAUUUUUUUCGCUUAAAAAAUAUUGUAAGUAACAAUUUAUCAUAAUGCAGUUAAAAUAAAAAUAAAUUAAUAUUUUAUUAAAUAAAUUUUAAAUGGUAAAUAUUUUUUUUAUAAUUCAGUUUAUGAUCUAACACACAGUCUGUAAAAAUAUUAAUAUUUGUACUAUAUCGAAAUAUAAAUAUUAUAUAAAACUUAGAAUUAUGUAUCAUAUAUAUAUUCACUAAUGUAAUUAAUAUGUUAGUAAAUUGAAGUACCUGAACAUGCUAACAGAUAGAUUACAAUUUCUUAAAUAACCUCCAAGUUUAUUAGGAAUACUAAAACAUUGAUAAUGAAUUAAUUAACAAUAUGCAUGAUUGUAAUAAGUAAGCAUCUGUUUUACCCUCAGUUCCAAUCCUUUAUUUUGUACAUAUUGAUAAUAAUAUAUUUUAAAUCCUUUUCUUAUAAAAUACAUUGUUAUUACGUUACUUUAUGUAAUAAGAAAGAAACUUCACGACUUAAAAAUAAUGUUUUGAAUCUAAUUAUACUAGAUUUGUCAUCAAUUGUAUUAUUUCAAGUUCUUUAAAAAAAUUUUAUAAUCAGUGAAAAAUGUAUGAUGUGCUUUAACACUGGAAAUAUUAGUAUUAUAAACAGUAAUCUCUCAAUCGUCCCUGGAUUUCGAUUAUCUCGACAUACUCUCAAAAAAUUGGUUCAAUAUUGAACCGUAAUAUCGGUAUCGUGUACUAUAAUAUGAUGCAAAUCUGUUGCAUCUUUAAUAAAGCAUUAAAUUUGGUAGAAUAGUUUAAGAAGAACGAUAAUAAUCUGAUUCAACCUCGUUGCAGCAAAUUUGAACGAUUUUAAGGUUUUACGGGCUAGUAAGUAUCUAAGAGAAUAAUUAUUCAGAAUUCGCUUUCUUUCGUUUCUUUUUUUUUUUUUUUUUUUUUUUUUGUGACAACAAAAUAUUUUUAAAAAUGCUCUAUGAAAAAUAAAGGGGAAGCAUAUUUUGAGGAAUAAAUAGCUGUUGAUCGAUUUUUCUUAUAUGUUUAUUCAUAUUUAAAUUUAUUUCUUAAGAAAAAUUCUUUUUUUUCUCGUAUGGCAUUAUCAUCGACUGCCGCACCAGCGAAUACAACGAAUAAUCGAAAUUUCACUGUACUUGCUGAUCGCGCGAAUACUCCACAUAUGAAAAUGAAUAGACUUCUAAUCGACUUGAU
Parasteatoda tepidariorum (common house spider) is the source of this 6308-nucleotide messenger RNA. Its product is annotated as protein NDRG3. NCBI's taxonomy places the organism in Eukaryota, Metazoa, Arthropoda, Arachnida, Araneae, Theridiidae. The record is from RefSeq and is a predicted model, not a curated record.